Messenger RNA from Abrus precatorius (Indian licorice), 1476 nucleotides. RefSeq names its product fatty acyl-CoA reductase 3-like. The transcript is spliced from 10 exons. Gene Ontology annotation, molecular function: alcohol-forming very long-chain fatty acyl-CoA reductase (NADP+) activity. Lineage: Eukaryota; Viridiplantae; Streptophyta; Magnoliopsida; Fabales; Fabaceae. Gene Ontology annotation, biological process: suberin biosynthetic process; long-chain fatty-acyl-CoA metabolic process. Bases 4 to 1476 code for a protein of 490 amino acids. The record is from RefSeq and is a predicted model, not a curated record. Gene Ontology annotation, cellular component: intracellular membrane-bounded organelle.
UCAAUGGAGUUUGGAAGCAUACUCCACUUCCUUCAGGACAAGACCAUUUUAGUCACUGGAGCCACUGGCUUUCUAGCCAAAAUUUUGUUGGAGAAGAUAUUGAGAGUUCAACCCAAUGUUAAGAAGCUUUACCUUCUUUUAAGAGCUGCAGAUGCCAAAUCUGCUACUCAUCGCUUGCACAAUGAGAUCAUAGGGAAGGAGUUGUUUAGAUUGCUAAAGGAAAAAAUGGGUGCAAAUUUUAAUUCCUUUGUCUCAAAAAAGUUGACUCUGGUACCUGGGGACAUUUCUCGUGAAGACUUGGGAUUGGAGGAUUCCAUUCUAAGGGAAGAAAUUUAUAAUCAAACAGAUGUUAUUGUUAAUUUAGCUGCAACAGUUAACUUUGAUGAAAGGUAUGAUAUCUCGUUGGGCUUAAAUACCUUUGGUGUUAAGUAUGUCAUCAACUUCGCCAAAAAAUGUACUAAACUCGAGGUUCUUGUGCAUGUAUCAACAGCUUAUGUAUGUGGUGAGGGAGAGGGGCUCAUAUUAGAGAAACCAUAUCACUUGGGCGAUUCACUAAAUGGUGUACCAGGAUUAGACAUCGAUGCAGAAGAGAAAAUGGUUCAUGCCAAAUUGAAUGAGCUACGACAGCUGGGAGCCUCAGAAAAUGAAAUUAAACAGGUUAUGAAAGACUUGGGCAUUAGCAGGGCCAAGUUGUAUGGAUGGCCAAACACAUAUGUAUUCACCAAGGCAAUGGGAGAGAUGCUUGUGGAGCAACUAAAAGAAAACUUAUCCGUUGUGAUCAUUCGUCCUACCAUUGUUACCAGUACAUUCAAAGAACCUUUCCCUGGUUGGGCAGAAGGUGUAAGAACCAUUGACAGUUUAGCUGUAGCUUAUGGGAAAGGAAAACUAACAUGCUUCCUUGGAGAUCUAAAGGCAGUAGUUGAUGCGAUACCAGCUGAUAUGGUAGUAAAUGCAAUACUAGUGGCCAUGGUGGCUCAUGCUAAGCAUCCUAGUGAUGCUAUAUAUCAUGUUGGUUCCUCUUUAAGACGACCACUCAAAUAUGCCAAAAUUCAAGAGUAUGGCUUAAGAUACUUCACUGCAAGACCAUGGAUAAACAAGGAUGGAAAACCGGUUAAAGUUGGCAAAGUAACAGUGUUGAGCAACAUGGAUAGCUUCAGAAGAUAUAUGUUCCUUCGCUACCUGAUUGUGUUGAAGGGACUUGAGCUGGCCAAUACUGCAUUUUGCCAGUUUUUCCAAGGAACAUAUCUUGAUCUCAAUAGGAAGAUACAGAUUAUGAUGCGCUUGGUGGACCUUUACAAGCCUUACUUGUUCUUCAAGGCUAUAUUUGAUGAUAUGAACACAGAGAAGUUGCGAAUGGCAGCAAGACAAAGUGGAGUGGAGACAGACUUGUUUUACUUUGACCCUAAAGUGAUUGAUUGGGAUGAUUACUUUUUGAACAUCCACCUCCCUGGUGUGGUGAAGUACAUUUUCAAGUGA